Messenger RNA from Papilio xuthus (Asian swallowtail), 4456 nucleotides. RefSeq names its product HEAT repeat-containing protein 6. Bases 184 to 3489 code for a protein of 1101 amino acids. The transcript has 16 exons. The record is from RefSeq and is a predicted model, not a curated record. Lineage: Eukaryota; Metazoa; Arthropoda; Insecta; Lepidoptera; Papilionidae.
AAAAAAAUUGUCACUGUCAUUGUAGUUUUAUACUUAUCCACCCAAGAUUACUAAGUUAAUAGUGUAAUCAAUAUUCUACACGGUAUUUUCGAGAUAGAGUAAAUAAUAGUGGUAAAAAUUAGAAUUCCAUGAUUUAUUGUUAUCUUGUGAUAUCACUUAAGAUUGAGCAGUUUGGCUUCAAUCAUGGUGAAUCCGCCUCGGGCAAUUAACGAGAUUGUUCAACAGCUGCAUAAAGCCCUUUCUUCAGAAAAGAGAAAUGUUGAAGAAGUUCAGACACUUAUAGAUGAAUUCAUCAACAUAACAUUUACAAGAAAUGAAAAUGAAUAUUUUGAAAUACAUCGGAAUAUUGAACAAUUGACUAGACAUAUUUGUGACGGAAUCAUACCAUGUAAUGAAAUCCUUACAUCAAAAGCUUCAAGCUUACUACACAAGUUAUUCACUAAGACAAAUCAUGAGUUUUCUGAAGAACUCUGGGAAAUCUUAACAGUGUGGCGUAUUGUAAGCAUUCAAUUCUGUUCAGGAAAUGUCCUAACAGAUGUUCUCUUUCAUACACAUGACAGUUUACCAAAAAGGACAUAUCUUUUAGCAAAGCAUGCUGAAUCAUUACUAGGCUCUGAGGGUUUGUUUAUAAAAAUUCUUAAAGACCUUAUAAGUAACCAAGAGAACUGGAAUAUUGAUGUUGUGAAAACACCUGUACUACUAGUAAGAAUAAUAUCACAUCUAACAGUAUAUUUACAUCAAAAUCCUAAGCAAUAUACAGCAAAUAUAAAUAAACAACUCAUUGUUGAAACACUUAUGGAAUUUCUUAUGAAUGGUGUGCCAAAGGAAUGUGAUUUUUUCUAUAAUAUGGCACUGGAACCGGCUCUACGGACUUUAUGUCAUCUAUUGUAUCACAAUCCAGAUUUGCAUUUUCCAUUAUCAGAUGCCAUUAGCAUAGCCCGCCACUUUAUUCUUUAUGGCUUGAGUAUUAGAUACACUAAACCUGACAAAUUGACACCAAUAGAACAUGCUAAUGUUAUAGAACCAGUGAAAAUUACCCCAAAUGCAGGAAAGAAACAAAAACUACGAAAGCCAAGAAAUAAUGCUAUUGAAAACUUAAAAAAAGAAGCAUCGGACCCCAGUGUCAUGAAGGAUGUAGACCAGUUCAACACUGACUCUGCUUAUGAGCCGAUAAAUAAAAAAUUCUUAGACCCACCGCAAUUUGUUGAAUGUGCUGAAACCUGUACCAACUUUAGUUUCGAUUUGAAAUACAGACCUGAAGUGAUUGAUUUCAAGACUGUAAUAAGACAAUAUGCUGCAAAAUUAUUUUUGGUUAUUAUCAAGAUUAAAGGUAAAAGAGAAAUCUUUCCAUAUUGGUGGAAGUUUAUGCCCAAUAAUUGUGAACCUGAAUAUUGGUUCAACACUGAAAAUGGAAAGAAGUCACUCAUCUUCUGCGCUAUAUCUGAUCCAUCACCUAAAGGUCGAACCGGUGCUUUAGGAGUUGUACUGACAUUACUAUCCGGCUCAAGGCCAUACUUAGCACAAGCCGAAACAAGUACCAGAGUUAAUGAAUCAGUUGUACCAUUCCCAGUCACCUUGGGAUAUAUGUUAACCUGCAUACACAUUGGGCUUAUUAAUGUUCUGACAAUAGAGAAAUGCGAGAGUGUGACUAUAAUGGCCUUGAAAUGCACCGCCGCAUUGGCUCAGGCCACACCUUACCAUAAACUACAGCCGGGACUGAUUGAAGCUUUGAUUAAAUGCACAAAGACAUUUCUUAAGCGAAAAGAUAUAAAUAUUCAACUUGGUUCAUUAGUGGCGAUUGGAUCCAUGAUAUCAGUGGAUCCUAAAGUCGAUGAGAUACUAAGAGUUUUGAGGGAUGAAGAACCAGGUGGUAAUCCGGAGGAUGCAAAAGCUGUAGUGCCAAAUGGACAUAACUGCGCUGACUUUGAAGAAUCCUAUCCAGAUGAGGAUGUAGUGGUGACCAUAGAGAGACAACCACAUUUGCUUAAAGAGAAGUAUGAAGAAUCUUUGCGGGUCACUAGUUGGGUUAUUGGUGUGUGUUUCAAAAAUUUCGGCAUCGUGUUUCAUAAAGGUCAAAUUAUGAAUUGCUCGCUGCCUCCAGUACCAGUAAUACUGGAAACAUUACAAGUACUGUCAGCUAUCGCUUUCCAUUAUUUAGGAGAGUUAUUGAGACCGCAUUUAGUUAUGAUGACUGAAUUGUUGAGUGAUUUAUUGCGGAUCAACCACCCUGACUUGACUCUACAGUGUGCAAAAACUAUCAGUGUUAUUGCUGACGGCAUGCAGAAGUUGGAGCGCACAGAGCUCGCUCUAUCGAUACAGGAGAAUCUGUGCGUGUGGGAGAAACUACUCAAUCCAUUAUGCCGCGUGCUUCAGUCGCAAGAGAACCCAAAUGCGAAAGCUGUUGUCUGCGAUUGCAUCGCCAACAUCGGAGAGAAAUGUUUCAAAGAAAUGAUGCGGCCGCAGCAGAUGUUGUGCUGCGCGCUGCUGAUGGGCUCGUGCUGCGACAGUCACCCCGCAGUGCGCGCCGCCGCAGUACGCGCGCUGGCCAUGGCCGUCAUGUACCGCACGCUUAGAGAGGACAUCUGUUUCGUGAGCGAUUGCGCGGAGAACAUCCUGCGUGCGCUGGAGGAGCCCACGCUGCAAGUCCGCACCAAGGCCGCCUGGGCACUCGCCAACCUCAGCGACGCGCUCGUCCUCAAUAUGGAGGUGCCGGAGCUGGACCGCAUCAGCGAUGACCUGCUGGUGCGUCUGAUGGAGGCCAGUGUCUUCAGCGCUAUAGACAAUGACAAAGUGAAAAUGAAUGCGAUGCGUGCUAUAGGCAAUUUAUUGCGUAUACUAACUCGUGAAAACUUGGAGCAAAACCUGACUCUGAAGCCGUUGUUCGAGACCGCCAUCACCCGGCUGAUGGGAUGCGCGACUCAUGUCGCCAGCAUGAAGGUCCGCUGGAACGCAUGCUAUGCCCUCGGAAAUGUUUUGAAGAAUGAAUACCUUUAUACAUGCUUUCAAGGAUGGCAGGCGGAAGUGCUCCAGACGCUGUGCAAGUUGGCGCAGAUUUCAAAGAACAUAAAGGUGCGUAUAACGGCCGCGGUGGCGCUGCGGUCGUGUGCGCGGCGCUGGCAGGUGGGGGAGCAGCUCCCCGCUCUGUGGCGAGGACUUGCUGAGGCACUCGACAGUGCAGCGCAUCUUGAUGACUUCUCUGAGUACAAGCACAAGGACAAUCUUGCUGAACAGUUAUGUGUGACUAUAUCUCAUAUAUGCUGCCUCCUGCAACCAUCAGAUCUCGCCGACAUACUAGACCCGCUCACGUAUCACGGCGAGACAGCAAAGAGGAUGUUUGCGGAAGUCUACCACAAACUACUGCCUGAAGAUAUAUCCUGUUUUAAAAUACUACAAGCCUCUAAAUACGUGAACAUGGAUCUAGUUCCGCAAAACGAAUUACAAGCGCGAGCUUUGAAUUUGCUGAAAAAUAUGUUUUUAUUAGAAUUGUAAAUGGCUACACUUGAAAAAAGUAGUUGCAUGACUAUAUUGUUCGGAAGAAAAUCCGGAAAUGAGCCUGUGUAUUGACUCAACACUAGCCUUACUAAAAUGUCGACGUUUGUGUCCCCUCACAUUCAUUCUGACACUAGACUUUGUAACGAAAGCACGUCAUUCGCGCCAAAGGAUUGUAAUUAAUAAUGUCUAAAAAUAUUAAAUCCCUUAGUAUUCAACAUUUCAACAACUUUCAUCAUUUCAAGAACUUAGAAUUUAAUUAUAUAGGCUAAUUCUAUACGUCACACUUGCAGUUGUACAUGUGACAUAUUGUUAUCUCUGUUUUGUCAAAGGGAAUGAAAGGGAUGGUAUUAUGUAAAAUGUCACUGUAGUGAUGUUUUACAGUAAAUAUGAACUUUGUGUAGUUAUUAGAUUUGUAUCUUUAAAUGUUUAACCUUCAAAUGUUCCGUCUUUAUUAGAUAAUAUAAAGAUAAAUAUUUAUUUUACAUUUUUUCGUUCUGGUAAUUUAUUUAUUUUUUUCCAUAUAAAAAUAAAUUAUUAAUAAUAAUGUCAUCGUAUUGUUUUAGCAGUGUAUUAUUUGUAAAUAAAUAAAUUUGUAAGCAUUGAUGUACAAGAAGAUUUAAUGCACAACAAUAAUGAAUACUUUCAGAAAAAUAGAGCAAAUCAUUGAAUUGUGUCUUAUACCAAAACUUAACAAGAACUAUGAUGAAUGCAUAAAUCAUUCAGCAUUUGGUAUUCGCAAUAAAAACUUGGAUAAAAACUUUUACCUACUCCUAAAACAACUGGAGGCUAUUAAUUUCAGGAACUGUAAUAAUCCCGAAUCAGUUAUAUAACAACUAUUGAUAUUGUUUUUUGAGCUAUCAAGUAAAAACACGUGGGACGAAGCAAACUGUUUGAGAUACAUGCAGGUUGCAGCCCAAUGGAUCUUAAUCUCAUAACUUAUAACAUUUUACUGUAAUUAUUUGUU